Molecule: messenger RNA, 938 nt
Organism: Dioscorea cayenensis subsp. rotundata (Guinea yam)
Lineage: Eukaryota; Viridiplantae; Streptophyta; Magnoliopsida; Dioscoreales; Dioscoreaceae
Exons: 4
Coding region: 391-660 (89 amino acids)
Biological process (GO): GPI anchor biosynthetic process
Cellular component (GO): glycosylphosphatidylinositol-N-acetylglucosaminyltransferase (GPI-GnT) complex
Source: RefSeq, a predicted model, not a curated record
UGAUGGCAAAUCUCCUAUGCCGAUGUUCGAUAUUCAUGAAAUAUUCAUCACAAGGAAAGGAGCAAGUAUUUCUGUCAUACCUGGGCACUUUCUUAUUUCUGGCCAGUGUCUUUUAUCUGACAUUGAUGAAGGAAGCAUUGUCCUUGGGCUCCAUUUGUAGCACCAUCACGGCCUUUUUCUUUGUAAGAUCCUUCCUACUACAAGUCCAUAAAGAAAGGUCUGAUUUGUUAUAUUUCCAUGAGGCCAUUAUUUUUCUAAGAAAAACUGCCGGUAGUGUUUAUCUGAUUUCCUAGAUUAUUACCAUUUUCAUGUGGUAAAUUUCGCAACUUUAGGGUAAUUUUAGUUUUGAUGGCUGUUUUUCUUUAUUAAAAUGCAGAGACAGUUGUGAUCAUGCCUGCAUUUGGUGUGCAACUGGAAUCUCACUUUUGGAGUGGGAGAGUCAACCGCCGCUUUGUCCCCAUCAGCAAGAUUCUGAAACCUGUAAUAAAUGAAUGUGUGACACCAGUUACUUGUUACUGGAGCUUGGCUUUGAUACUGCGUGGGGAUGAGGAACUGACAUUGGUGUUCAAGGAAUUGCAGCCACCAGUCAAAAUGUUGAUUCCUGUUUGGAAGGCCUUGUGUAAAGCUACUACAGACAAAGAAAGCUCAAUGAGCAUUUAGUGAAGUCAAACCAAGCUGCUAAAGCUUAUUUCUUGUGACUCACCAUCUCCAUAGCAUUGGAGUGGCAUGAUCAUUAGUUGUCAUAUUGACACUGCACUUGUAUGAAGUCGCAAACUGCUUGACUGAGCAUUAGGUUUUAAAAUUUUGAGCCCCUAAGCAUGUUUUUCACAACUUGAGGCUUGCCAAGCUGUAUUGACAUGCAUUCAAAUUCCUUCUGAUCUCUCUUAUUCAUCUGUAGGUUUAUAAAUGAGUCUUAAUUGAAUCAGCCGUUUUUUAUA